Messenger RNA from Ophidiomyces ophidiicola, 2436 nucleotides. RefSeq lists its product as uncharacterized. The transcript is spliced from 3 exons. Lineage: Eukaryota; Fungi; Ascomycota; Eurotiomycetes; Onygenales; Onygenaceae. Bases 1 to 2436 code for a protein of 811 amino acids. Gene Ontology annotation, cellular component: cytosol; nucleus. Gene Ontology annotation, molecular function: cysteine-type deubiquitinase activity; cysteine-type endopeptidase activity. The record is from RefSeq and is a predicted model, not a curated record. Gene Ontology annotation, biological process: protein deubiquitination.
AUGGGCGGCCUUCUAGACAAGCUCAAGAGCAACCAUGCCGUUGACACUGCUGCAACCCAGGCGAAAAAGGACGCUUUCCCCCCAGCCUUGACGCCGCUGCAACGAAUGCUGCUCGACGCCGGCCCUCUGCGGAAUGAUGGGAGCGACAAGUUCUUUGGGAUGGAAAAUGUAAGGCUCUCAUCAUACUCUCCAGAGGCCAGCGGUGCUAAUGGAACACAGGUGCAAUAUGGGAACACAUGUUACUGUAAUUCCAUACUGCAAUGUCUCUACUACUCCGUUCCGUUCCGAGAUGCUGUGAUCAACUACCCGAAACGCUCUCCGCCUGCCAUAUUAAACGAUGCUCUGUCAAAAAACCUACACUACCCUGACCCAAAUGUCCCUCUUGAGGAGCUUCUCAAAUCAAAAACCCAGCCUCCCACUCCCGGGAAGCCCGCGCCUCCAGUAAACCAACUAAAUAGACCCGAAGAUAAUAAAGAUUCUGUCGAAUAUAAGAAGAAAGUCGCAUUACACACCCUACCUGUGCUAGAAACGGCGGAUAACUCUAUGAGUUACGGCAUGAAAGAAUCGCUAUUCACUUCGUUGAAAGACAUUUUUGAAGCCAUUGUCGCCAGCCCCGAGCGGAUGGGCGUGAUCCGCCCCUACCAUUUUUUGGAAGUCCUCCGCCGAGAACACGAGAUGUUUAGAACAACGAUGCACCAGGACGCCCACGAGUUUCUCAAUCUUCUGCUCAAUGAAGUCGUCUCCAAUGUUGAGGCUGAUGCGAGCUUACUAUCGGAUGCUGAUCAGCAAUCCGAUGGCAGUGAGGACACUUCAGAGCUAGCUGGAACUGAGAGCUCAGUGUCAACGACGCUUUCAAGUGGUGCCGCAUCACCGCAUAACACUCGCUGGGUCCACGAACUAUUUGAAGGAACGCUAACUUCGGAAACGCAGUGCCUUACAUGCGAAACGAUUUCUCAGAGAGAUGAAGUGUUUCUGGAUUUAUCGGUUGACCUUGAAAGGCAUACAUCGGUGACGUCUUGUUUGCGCAAAUUCUCGCAAGAAGAAGUGCUCUGUGAACGGAAUAAAUUCCACUGCGACAACUGUGGAGGACUACAAGAGGCGGAGAAAAGAAUGAAACUCAAGCGAUUACCGAGAGUGCUGGCUCUGCACCUUAAGAGGUUCAAGUACUCUGAAGACCUAGACCGGCUGCAGAAGCUAUUCCAUAGAGUGGUUUACCCGUACCACCUGCGUUUGUUCAACACCACCGAUGACGCUGACGAUUCGGAUCGCCUGUAUGAGCUCUACGCUGUGGUUGUCCACAUCGGCGGUGGGCCAUAUCAUGGCCAUUACGUGGCCAUCAUCAAAACUGAGGACAAAGGCUGGCUGUUGUUUGACGAUGAGAUGGUGGAGCCCGUUGAUAAGAACUACGUUCGCGGUUUCUUCGGAGACCGCCCGGGCCUAGCCUCGGCUUACGUGCUGUUUUAUCAAGAAACCACUUUCGAAGCGAUGCAGGAAGAACUGGCCCAAGAGACUCCAAUCCCCGCCAUGGAUGAUGCCGAGUUGGUGGAGCCCACUUCGCCAACGCUGCACAAGCCGGAUGGAUGCCUAGCUCCCCCUCAGUUGAAUCGUGCCCUCACUGCCACCGAUACCAGCAGUACCACCGUCCACACGGUAAACGGGAACACCCCACUUUCGCCUGUGGCGCCUGCGUCAAGUGCGCCGCCGCAGUUGGCCCGAAAGUCCGACGAAGCCAGCCCCAAGACGUUCUCGAAUCUCCUCCCGCAUCCAAAAUCGCCCCUUAGCACCUUAAUUCCCAAGAUUGGCGACCUGCAUAUUAAAAAGGAGCGGACGAAAGAGGAAAAGGAGAGGAAGGCCACCGAAAAGGAGAAAGAGAAGCAGAUCAAGCUGAAACAAAAGGAGUCGGAAGCCAUUCUGAAACAGACCAGGAAACGAGAAGAGGCUCAGCUCAAAGCCGCAAUCGAGGAGAGUAAACUCACCAAGGCCAGUGAGGAUCGGCGCGCCGUUGACACCAACAAGGCCGAAAAGGAGAAUGGCCUACCAAAGACCAGUGCGCGCGCUCGGUUCAAGCUAGUUAGCAGAAGCGUCAGCCACUCGAAACUAUUCCACCGCGAAAAGGACCACAGCAGCGAGUCUCGAGUCCCCGACAUACCACCCGUCCCUCCCCUGGUAGCCUUCCCGCCCGAAUCGAUCACUGACGUGUCCACUGGCGCCCAGCCGUCUAAUAUCUCAACCGACGACGACAAGGACGACUCGACAAAUGCCACCAGCGUCUCCGUCACCACGGAUAGAACCGCUCUGACUCCCGUCUCCCCAGAGGCUGCGUCUCCCAUUUCGCCGCCGCCGCCGCCGGGAAAGCACAAGCACCCGCUGCUCAAGCAGGCGUCGACCAAACGGAGCCGGUUUAAUCUGCGGUCGAAGUCGUUUACUGUAUUCUAA